Molecule: messenger RNA, 1169 nt
Organism: Sebastes umbrosus (honeycomb rockfish)
Lineage: Eukaryota; Metazoa; Chordata; Actinopteri; Perciformes; Sebastidae
Gene: mrpl19
Product: mitochondrial ribosomal protein L19
Exons: 6
Coding region: 31-876 (281 amino acids)
Biological process (GO): translation
Cellular component (GO): ribosome; mitochondrial large ribosomal subunit
Molecular function (GO): structural constituent of ribosome
Source: RefSeq, a predicted model, not a curated record
CAGCGCCCAUGUGACAACAGAAGGUCAGACAUGGCAGCCUGUGUGAAGGAGCUCCACAAAGUUAUGUUUUCUCUGAGGUUAUUACGAAACCUGCGGCUCCAAAAUGAACGCUUCAUCUCCACAUCUCUGUGUCACAACAACGAGGAGCCACCAAAGUUCACCCCCCCAUCUAAACCUGUCAUCAUAGAUAAAACACAGACUGUGGCAUCUCUGAGAAAGUUUCUGAGCCCAGAGUUCAUCCCUCCCAGACAGAGAACAAAUCCUUUUAAGUUUUCCAUUGAGAGGAAAGACAUGAUUAGCAGGAGGAAAGUGCUCAACAUCCCUGAAUUCUACGUAGGGAGCAUCCUGGCAGUGACCAUGGCCGACCCUAACGCCAGCGGGAAAACUAACCGCUUUGUUGGCAUCUGUAUCCAGAGAGGUGGAAAGGGGCUGGGAGCCACAAUUAUCCUGAGGAACAUCAUUAAUAACCAAGGCGUGGAGCUCUGCUACGAGCUCUACAGCCCCCGUAUCCAGAAGAUUGACGUGCUGAAGCUGGAGAAGAGGCUGGAUGACAACCUGAUGUAUCUGAGAGACGCUCUGACUGAGUACAGCACCGUGGACCCGGACAUGAAGCCCGUGCCCUUCUCCCCCACCGGAGAGGUGCCUGUCAACAAGCUGAAGGUAAAGAUGCGCCCAAAGCCGUGGUCCAAACGCUGGGAACGACCCAAGUUCAACGUCCAGGGCAUCCGCUUCGACCUGUCGCUGACCCCGGAGCAGAUGGAGCACGCCCAGAAGUGGGCGGAGCCGUGGCGGGAGUACGACAUGCUGAAGGAGUACGACACGACCGAACUGGAGGAGAAGAUCUUCAGAGAGGUCCAGCGGGAGAUGAGCAAGUGAGGAAGAUCCUCCUGAAACGCUCUUCAGUUUCACCAUCGACAGACUUUUUCAGGAGAGGGGAAAAGGACUGGAAUAUGAGGUUUUGCUCUGCUGGAUUAAGUUAAUCUACAUGGAUUACUACGGCCACACCAGUGUAUAUAUGGAGCAGCCAAUAUGGAAACUGGUGUUGUAGUCUGAGGAGUUAUGUCUUCUUCUUUCUGUCUCGUCAGUCUGCUGUACAGUAUAUGCGUUUGUCGCUGGCCUUAGUUACGACAUCAGUAAGUGUUUUCUAUAAUAAAAGCUAUUGAACAUGA